Messenger RNA from Rhodotorula toruloides NP11, 723 nucleotides. RefSeq lists its product as uncharacterized. The transcript has 3 exons. Bases 1 to 723 code for a protein of 240 amino acids. Lineage: Eukaryota; Fungi; Basidiomycota; Microbotryomycetes; Sporidiobolales; Sporidiobolaceae. The record is from RefSeq and is a predicted model, not a curated record.
AUGGACGGGCUGCCUCUGCCGAGCUUCGCUUCGCCGCUAGAUGCCAUCCUCCACAGGUUCGACCUCACGUCUGAAUCGUUGUUGAUCGACCUCUUCCCCAGGCUUCGCCUCCUUGAGGUGGGCACUGUCUCUGCCUUCCAAGCAAACGAGCCUCACGCAAAGCUCGACUCCGUCGCUGGAGCCCCCCAAACCUUCGACUCCUCGGCGCAGCCUUUGGCGCCUUUCUCCUCGAACAUCUCGACAACCAUUGCUUCCGUGAUGGCUGAGCAGACUGUCCGAACGUUGCGCCAAGCUGUACCGCCGACUAUCCUCCUCUCCCCGAUGAGCCAGCUUGACGGGGCGAUCCAGCUGGCGAUAAUACAGCUUCUCAAACCCCUCUGUCCGCUUUGCCCGCAGCGAGCGCAGCUGAAGCAGAACGAGCUCGGCGCCAGUCAGCACGCUGCGCGCGUUCGCGACGCAUCCUUUGCUCUGUUCGACCUGCUGUACGUCGUCACGGACGGUGAGGCUCAGUGGGCAGGCGUCGGUUCGGAUUCGUCUGUCGACAUCGGCAACUGGACCUUCUGGAAGCCCUUCUACCCCUUCGGGCUUUACUGCCCAGUUUUACAGAUGGCGCAGGAGCCCACGCUUAAGCUCAAUGACGCCGCCUGUCCGGCUGCCCUGUCUCCGACGCCAAGUCUUGCAAAGGCGAGAAUCCCGUUCAGUACAGCCCCCGAGCGAAGCUGA